GACUCUAGUCAGGACCUCAUUUCAGAGAAGGUUCAGAAGCAGAAACAAGAACAAGAACAAGAACAAGAACAAGAACAAGAACAAGAACAAGAACAAGAACAAGAACAAGAACAAGAACAUGAAGAAGCUGGUGGUGUUUCUGCUCUGCAUGGUCCUGCUGACCCUCUACACAGAUGCCAACCCAAUCAUCAAGGAGAGCUUUGCUAAGCAGCUGCUCCGCAGCAAGAGGCAGGCCGGCUACCCCGACGAGCCCAUGAGGGAGCAUAUGCUCCACAUGCAGGUUCUGGAUCAGAGGGCCCAGGAGACCAGCAUGGAGAACUGGCUGAACCCUCACUGCUACCCCCGCUGUGACAGGAACUACGGACACCCCCACUGAUCACGAAAAGGACCAGAGGUGACAACAUGACCAAGAUGACAAAUGAAGCUCUUGAAACAAUGGAUGUCUCUCUCUCUCUCUUUCCUGAAAUGUGAUCAUGUAAAGAAUAAAUGGUCAUUUAUGUAAUCAUAUUGUAAUAUGGCUGUGUAGUGUACUGUAGUGUUGAAUGAAAACAAGGUUGUGUACCGUGUAUCAUCAGAAUGGAAGGUUUUAAUGCCAUCACAAAUAUUAAAAUGCAUGCAACAACA
This is a messenger RNA of Eleginops maclovinus (Patagonian blennie), 624 nucleotides long. It is a transcript of the gene c5h17orf67, whose product is annotated as chromosome 5 C17orf67 homolog. The transcript is spliced from 4 exons. NCBI's taxonomy places the organism in Eukaryota, Metazoa, Chordata, Actinopteri, Perciformes, Eleginopidae. The record is from RefSeq and is a predicted model, not a curated record. Bases 119 to 376 code for a protein of 85 amino acids.